Penicillium daleae is the source of this 1518-nucleotide messenger RNA. Its product is annotated as Zn(II)2Cys6 transcription factor. Gene Ontology annotation, biological process: regulation of DNA-templated transcription. The record is from RefSeq and is a predicted model, not a curated record. Bases 1 to 1518 code for a protein of 505 amino acids. Lineage: Eukaryota; Fungi; Ascomycota; Eurotiomycetes; Eurotiales; Aspergillaceae. Gene Ontology annotation, molecular function: zinc ion binding; DNA-binding transcription factor activity, RNA polymerase II-specific. The transcript has a single exon.
AUGGUUCUGAAGGCAUGCGAUCGGUGCUACGCGAGCAAGGAGAAGUGCACAUUUACUGGUAAUGAUCAGCAGUGCACAAGAUGCCGGCGCCUCAAGAUCGCAUGCUCGACCUCGCGGCGUAACAGGCGCAUAGGGCGCCGCCCUGCCGCGAAAGCCUUUCCUCAUGGGGAGAUGCAGGUCUGGAGCGUCGAUUCAGACCAGCAAAUUGAGACGCAGCCACAGCAGCGGAGCCCGUCCAGGUCCAGCGAGGGCUCAUCCUCUAGCUCUUCGCUCACUCGACGGUCCAAAUCAAUAUCACCCUCUAAUGACUCGGUGGAAGAGGUAAGGACCACCCAACGCCAGAAUACGCUGGUCUUGGCACCAGAGAGACUGCUGGCAUCCCCCACCACCCUCAAAACCACAUCCGAUGCCUUUCGCACAGUAAUGGACCCGGAGCAGUUCUCAGUUAUACAUAUGCCAUUCAUGCUGGGUCCUAGCUUUGUUCCCGAAUCGCAAAAGACUGUCUAUACCAUCUUAUGCCUAUCUGCCCCAACUCUAACUGAGGGUUACUUGGCAUUUUUGGGGAUGAUGACCCGGUAUCAAAGAUCACUCGUUAUGCGUCAAGAGGAGCCGGAUAUGGUUAAAGCUGCAAAGGGCCUGCAACGCUUGCGGGAUGUAAAGAUCACCCAAGACUAUGAUGCAGCUUGUGCUCUCUUUCUGGGUCAAACAAUGUACGUGUUCAAUGUACUUACAGCGCCCGAUUCUUCAACCGCCCACUCGAUCGUACGCAGUGCCCUCAUGUCGACGAAGGCAUGGCUUCCGAGGAUGGUCCAUUUUCCGAUCAUGGACACCAUCAUCAUGACACCAAUGUUGGUCGAUACGGUCGAGUGUUUGGUCCGGCGAGAGGUUCCUAUCAUACGGAUGCCCAGCACGGAACGCAUCAUCGUUGAUCGGUACGCUGGUGUCUGCGCGACUCUCUUACCUUUGCUUUAUGAUCUCUGUGUAUGUAGCCAUACCAUGAGGACGGGCGUUCUUGCCGUUGGGGAAUCUCCGUCCGGGAUGUAUGAGCAACUUGCCGACAUUGAGCGAGUGAUUCUUGACUGGAAGCCCCCCAACACGCCUGAAAUCUUGCUCAAGCACGGCCAAUAUGAGGUGCUGGCAAUGAUGACGCAGGCAAACGCCUAUCGUCUGGCGGCUUUGUUGAUCAUUCAUCGUCUUCGAUAUCCUCUCGGAGUGGAAGAUGAAACGGCACGAGAUCUUGCGAACAGCAUUUUCUCUAUCAUAUCGCAUUUUGCCGAUUCAGCCGCCCAGGAAACAACAGCGUUGCCGGUAGUUUUCCCCUUGACCAUGGCGAUGAUUGAAAUUGAGGGACCAGGGGAGAAAUUGUGGGAGAGACUAUCGCUGUUCGCUGUGCAAAGCAUGAGUGCAACGCGACUCCGAGGAUUUAUCAAGCAGGUCAGAGCGUGUAGGGAGACUGGGUAUGAAGGUCUUUGGUUUGAUUUGGUUGAGACACAGCUUCAUGUUGCCAUGCCCCCAUAG